Osmia bicornis bicornis is the source of this 1248-nucleotide messenger RNA. RefSeq names its product pyrimidine-specific ribonucleoside hydrolase RihA-like. NCBI's taxonomy places the organism in Eukaryota, Metazoa, Arthropoda, Insecta, Hymenoptera, Megachilidae. The transcript has 4 exons. Bases 253 to 1227 code for a protein of 324 amino acids. The record is from RefSeq and is a predicted model, not a curated record. Gene Ontology annotation, molecular function: hydrolase activity, hydrolyzing N-glycosyl compounds.
AUAUUCUUUUAUUUUUUAUCUUUAUUUAUUUAUACAUACAUAUAUGUAUAUACAUAUGUAUAAGUAUAUACACAUAGGCUUAAUGCUUUGGUUUUCUGAAAUAGAUAAGGAGUGAUUAAGUAUGAAGAUGUGUUCACUUUAGAAUAUUGUUAUAUGAAUUAUUAAAAACUAAGAACAAUUUAUUUAUAACAUAUUUAGAAAUAAAAGUUGAUAAUAUUUACAGUACUAAUAAAAAUUCAAUUUUAAAUUAAAAUGACAGGGAAGACAAUUAUUAUUGACUGUGAUGCUGGUGUAGAUGAUGCAUUAGCAUUAAUAAUAUUAAUUGCAGCUCAUAAGCAAAAACAAAUUCAAAUUAAAGCAAUUACCUGUGUAAAUGGAAAUACAGCACUAGAUAAUGUAAUUAAAAAUGUAUUUAGAACUUUAGAUGUUUGUGAAGCAACAGAUAUACCAGUUUUUAAAGGGGCACAUGCACCUUUGCUUUGUACUCCAAAUGUUGAAGAAGCAGUCAAAGACCAAUAUCAUGGAAGUGAUGGUUUUGGAGAUGUAUAUAACACCAAAGUAGACACAAGCAUAUUGCAAACAGAACAUGCUGUAUGUGCUUUAAAUAGAAUUACAUCAGAAUGUCCAAGUAAAAUUACCAUUGUAUGUUUGGGUCCUUUAACAAACAUAGCAUUAGCUAUGAAAAUGUACCCUACAUUUAUCAACAAUGUAAAAGAAUUUUAUAUUAUGGGAGGAAAUAUAACAGCAAAAGGCAAUGUAACACCUCAAGCAGAAUUCAAUUUUUAUAUGGAUCCAGAAAGUGUACAUAUAGUCUUUAAUAAUAAUACAAAACCUUUGUGGUUAUUACCAUGGGAAACAUGUUUGAAAUCCAAAAUUUCACAUGAAUGGCGAAAAAAUAUAUUAGGUCAAAUAGAUAAACCUUGCAUGGAGCUUAUGAAUAAUAUUGAAAAUGGCUGUUCAAAGAUAAGAAAGAAACGUUUCCCUACUUAUAUUGUGUGUGAUGCAAUUUUAGCUGGAAUUUUAGUACAACCAAAAAUUGCAGAAAAUAUAGUGUCGUAUCAUGCGGAUAUCGAAUUAAGCGGUAACAGAACUAGAGGUCAAGUUGUGCUUGAUCACCUACUGUCAAAUAAACCCAAUGUGUUUCUAAUUCAAGAUUUUAAUUCGGAAAUGUUUAAAGAACUUUUAAUAUCAUCUGUUAAUACUGAUUAUAAUAUAAUAAAUACAUAAUAAAAUGAAAUUAUAAUUACA